Messenger RNA from Pundamilia nyererei, 7858 nucleotides. RefSeq names its product collagen, type XXVII, alpha 1a (gene col27a1a). The transcript has 62 exons. Bases 398 to 5917 code for a protein of 1839 amino acids. The record is from RefSeq and is a predicted model, not a curated record. Lineage: Eukaryota; Metazoa; Chordata; Actinopteri; Cichliformes; Cichlidae. Gene Ontology annotation, molecular function: extracellular matrix structural constituent.
UUGCCAUCGCUUUACCCACAGAAAGCUUAUUUAAAAAGGAAAGGGAUGAGUCCAACGCUCCUGACUCCGUAACCCCCUUUCAAAAGAACCCAGCUUUCGCUCUCCCUCUCUCUCUCUGGCCGCGCGUCCCUCCAAACUGGAUCGGCAUAAAUGAAUGAAACACAAGGGAAUAUCGACAGACAACCGCACAGGAAAACUCUCUGUCAAAGCAGCCUGUCAGGAGGAAUUUAUACUGGACUUGACAGGCAAAUUAACAUGAGUUUUUUCCUCUGGAACUUCACCUCAAGCUUGUCAAAUGCGUAAAGCGGCGACCGGUGUCUUUUUUUGCCCCCCUUGCAAAGGAGUCACACUGUGAUUAAAGGAUCAGGUUUUUGACUGCCAGGACAAAUGAAUACAAAUGAAUUUAGGCACCCGAAGGAGAGAUUGCAGAACCUCUCAUCUAGACACAAAGAGAGCCCUAUUGCUCUGUACCAUUUUAUAUUGUACUUGUUACCUGGGACUUACACAAGUACCCUCUGAAGAUGUGGACAUUCUCCAAAAGUUGGGGCUUAAGGGAGAGAGGACAUCACGCAUUCUGCCGGCAGGAGUCAUUCCGUUCAGAUCGGGGAUCAUCCUCAACCAGCGGGCGCAUAUUGAGGCUCCAUUGCGAUCAAUCUUUCCUCCGGCCAUCUGGCCUAACCUCACGCUGGUCCUGAGUGUACGCUCUCACCGUAUCAACAGCGCUUUCCUUUUCACCCUGCUCUCAGACCACAAGAAGCUGCUUCUUGGUCUACAGCUUGUACCGGGAAACCUGGUCCUACACACGGGACCAAAUACCUCUGUGGCACUGCCCUAUGAGCCCCACGAUGGCAAGUGGCACCAGCUGGGUCUGGGAAUUAAUGGACAGAGAGUGACUCUAUAUGCCUCCUGCGGAGGGCAGAGUGUUCAUGCAGACUUUGGGUGGGACAGUGAAAAGGGGCUGGCUCCAGAGCUCCAUGGCUCGCUGCUGCUGGGGAGGACAAGCCAGCAGCAAACUUCAGCACACUUUGAAGGAGCCAUUUGCCAGUUUGAUCUGGUCCCUUCUGCACAGGCAGCUCACAACUAUUGCAGGUACAUUAAGAAACAGUGCAGGGAAGCUGACACGUACAGGCCUAACCUUUCUCCUUUGCUGCCUAUUGUACCGAGAGAAAGAAACAUCACAGCUACUGCUGCUACCCCUAAACGUGGAAGCCCAGUAACCGCCAGGAAAACCACAGGGUUCAGCCUCGCCAGGAGCGCUGCUGCUGCAGCCUCAGCUGUCAGAUAUGUGGCCCCCACCCAAACGAUAAAACCGAACCAAGGGACCAUCAUCCCAAAGACCCUGUUGGGAACUGUGAUACCAGUUACAGACCAAGUUGGUUUGGCUUCACCACCUCUCAAGACCAGAACCAGCACUGUCACAACACCACUCAGGACAGGAGCACCACCCACGAAACCAUCAACGGCAAGACCCUCCAGUCCUAAAGCUUUUAAUCAGAAAUCCUCUAAACCUACUCCAUCAAAAUCCACUUCAUCAAAACCCACUCCCCCAAAACCCACUCCAUCAAAACACAGUCCACCAAAACCCACUCCCCCAAAACACAGUCCACCAAAACCCACUUCAUCAAAACACAGUCCACCAAAACCCACUCCAUCAAAACACACUCCACCAAAACCCAGUCUCUCUUAUCCCACUCCAUCAAAACCCAGUCCGAUAAAACCCAGUCCCUCAAAACCCACACUCUCUAAACCCACUCUGUCAAAACCCACCCCUCAAAACAACCCAAAAAAUGCAAGUGUGGGAACAAGCAAUUCAAAGAAACCUACGAUACCAGUCAGUACCAGCACCAAACCCUCCAAGACAAAGCCUAAACCUGCAUUAUUAGACCAAGGUGCAGUCCCAAAGAAACCCCAACCCACCAGAGCCAGUAAAACUCCUUCCAAGUCUAAAGUUACAUCAUCGAAAGCCACUCCGUCCAAACCCAAACCAGAUUCUCUAAAAGAUGCUCCUUUUAAACCAACAACAUCAAAGGUCAACCGCUCAAAAUCAGCCACCCCCAAACCUACAGCUGCUAAAACCCCUAAGCCAACAAAGCAACCAAUGACCACCAAGGCUCCAGUCACCCCAAGACCUACUAAACCUUCAUACAACCCAGUUACACCACCUGCUACUGAUGGCUUCCAGAGCUGGGAGGUGCCACCUACGCAAUUCUCCAUGCUGGUAGAAGCUAAGGGAGAGAAAGGAAAUGUAGGACCGCAGGGGCUGCCUGGACCUCCAGGGAAGCCAGGCGUGCUAGGCAAGAGGGGUCCUCGGGGCCCCCCUGGUCCACAUGGAAACCCUGGGAGACCCGGUCCACCUGGAUUCAAGGGGAACAAAGGUGACCCUGGAAUCUCACCUGGACCAGCACCCAAAGGAGAGAAGGGAGACUCGGGGAUCAUUGGCCCAGUUGGAAUGAUUGGCCAGCCAGGUCGAAAGGGACAGAAAGGUUUCCCUGGCCAACCUGGACUCCCUGGAGAGCCUGGUGAGCAAGGUCCAGUUGGGAGCCCAGGUGCCAAAGGUUAUCCUGGCAGGCAGGGUUUACCUGGGCCUAUAGGACCGAUGGGGCCUAAAGGCGUUCGGGGUUUCAUUGGAAUCCCAGGCCUUUUUGGCCUGCCCGGUCCUGAUGGCGAAAGAGGUAUACCCGGCGAACCAGGGAAGAGGGGCAAGAUGGGUAGGCCGGGGUUUCCUGGUGACUUUGGGGAGAGAGGACCGCCUGGGCCAGAUGGAGAGCCAGGUAACAUGGGAGCCCCCGGUCCAAACGGAGUUCCUGGACUUAUUGGAGACAUGGGACCUGUGGGACAGAUUGGCCCGCCAGGACCUAAUGGACUGAAGGGGGUGCCUGGAAAUCCAGGAGAACCAGGACUGAAAGGUGAUAAGGGUGAAAUUGGGAUUCCUGGAGAGCAAGGGGAGAUUGGAUUCAAAGGAGACAAGGGUGUCCAGGGGGCCCCAGGUUUACCAGGCAUCCGUGGGAAACCGGGACCACAGGGAAAGCCAGGAGAGAAAGGUCCCGAUGGUACCCCUGGACCUCUGGGCCCUGAGGGUUUUCCUGGUGACAUGGGACCACCAGGAGAGAACGGCCUUGAAGGACCAAAGGGAAAACCAGGGGCUAGAGGUUUACCAGGCCCACGAGGGAUCCCUGGCUUGGAGGGAGACGAGGGCCCUAUUGGACCACCGGGCCUAACAGGACUCGAGGGUAGAAUGGGCAGGCAAGGAUUCCCUGGGAUACUCGGUACAGAGGGAGUUAAGGGAGAGCCCGGCAUCACUGGAAAUGUUGGACCCAUGGGAGAGAGAGGCUUGGUGGGCUUCAUUGGACCUGUGGGAGAGGCGGGACUGGCAGGAGAGAAGGGAGAUCGAGGGGAGAUGGGCCUUCCUGGACCACCUGGAGAAAAGGGACCAACGGGUCACCCGGGGGGACCAGGUGAGGCCGGACCUACUGGACCACAAGGAAGACCAGGCCCUCCUGGAGCGACUGGGCCAACUGGUACCAGAGGGCCUAAAGGCUUGCGGGGAGCGAAAGGGCCUGACGGUCCAGCUGGAGAGAUUGGAUUAGAGGGCAAGAAGGGUCCUGAUGGUCCUCCAGGAAAAUUAGGUUUCCCUGGACCGCAGGGAAAGCAAGGAGAACCAGGAGAAACCGGACCUAAAGGAUUUUCUGGUAUCCAGGGGCCUUCUGGAUCUCCAGGGGACAAGGGAAUAGCGGGCGAGCCAGGACCGGCAGGGCCACGUGGGACUAUCGGACCUUUGGGAGAGACUGGUCAAAAGGGUCCUCCAGGAAAAGUGGGUGAACCAGGACUGUCAGGGGAGCCAGGGGAGAAGGGAGCCAUUGGACUUCCUGGGAAUAUCGGAGAGCAGGGACUAAUAGGACAGCGGGGAGAGCCAGGUCUAGAGGGAGAAGCUGGUCCGGCUGGUCCUGAUGGAACCAAGGGGGAAAAAGGUGACAUGGGUCAGGAGGGUGACAAAGGAGAAAAAGGUGAAACCGGACAAAAGGGAAAGGAGGGCCCCCCUGGAAGUCCUGGAUUCACUGGUGUCAGAGGUCCAGAAGGGAAGCCUGGCAAAAUUGGGGAACAAGGCAAACCAGGGUCAAAGGGUGCCAAAGGUAAUCAAGGUCACCUCGGGGAGACUGGGUCAGUGGGGAAGACUGGACCGCCGGGUUUUGUUGGGCCAAAGGGUUCCAGGGGAACUAUUGGUCAUGUGGGAGCUCCCGGUCGAAUGGGUCAACAGGGGGAGCCUGGUCUUGCAGGUUAUGAGGGCCAUCAGGGACCUCAAGGCCCCAUAGGGCCUCAGGGACCAAAAGGUGAAAAGGGCGAACAAGGGGAUGAUGGGAAGGUAGAGGGUCCUCCUGGUCCUCCGGGUGACAUGGGACCUCCAGGGGACAGAGGAGAAAGAGGGGAGCCAGGAGAUCCUGGGUACAAAGGGCAAAUUGGUGUGGAUGGUGAGCGAGGUAGACCCGGUGCUCCCGGACUGCCAGGACAUCCUGGACCUCAAGGACAGCUAGGACCCAAAGGGGGCAAAGGAGAUCAAGGUCAGAAAGGCAAACAGGGUCAGCCAGGACCAAAAGGAGCCAGAGGACCAGAAGGUGUAGGUGGUCCUCCUGGUCCUAGAGGUGUGGUGGGCCGAGAAGGUCAGGAGGGUGUACCCGGGGUGGAUGGAGUCCCAGGAAAAGAUGGCAGUGUAGGAAUCCCGGGAGAGCAUGGUGACGAUGGGGAGGCUGGUCUUCCUGGAAAAGCUGGCUUGCGUGGUAAAACUGGCGUUCCAGGACUCCCAGGAGAUCAGGGAGCUUUUGGACCAAAGGGUGAGCGGGGUCUUCCGGGUCAGAGUGGACCUCCCGGAAAAAGAGGCUUCAAAGGUGGAAUGGGAUUGCCAGGGCCACAGGGCGACAAAGGACCUAAAGGACAACCUGGUGACACAGGAGAGUCAGGUUUUCCAGGAGUUCUGGGAGUUUUUGGACCAAGGGGGCCUCCAGGAGACUUUGGGCCAAAGGGCAUAAGAGGGCCAAAAGGGCCCCAAGGAUCAGUGGGUAGACGAGGAAUUGUUGGUCCCGUAGGAAUUAUUGGUCCCAAUGGAAGAGCAGGUUCUCGAGGACAGAAAGGCAAUCGUGGCGAGACUGGAGCUCAAGGUCCAAGGGGAUCUCCUGGACCUCGUGGACCACCUGGACGUCCAGGUCCUCCAGGUGUCCCUCUGUCAUUUAAAGAAGAUGGUGUAUUGUUUAUGGAUUUACCCACCCCACUCAGGACUGAGAAUAAGCCUGUGAUGGACCUGCCGAUGCUGGACCAAGGUGCAGAGAUCUUCAAGACCCUCCACUACCUCAGUAACCUGAUCCAGAGCCUGAAGAACCCACUGGGCACUCGGACCAACCCUGCCCGUAUCUGCAGGGACCUGCACAGCUGUGAACAGAAGUUAAAUGAUGGCACGUACUGGAUUGACCCCAACCUGGGUUGCAUGUCAGACACAAUAGAAGUCACCUGCAACUUUACCGGAGGUGGACAGACUUGCCUGAAACCAUUAACAGUGUCCAAACCAACAGUCAGUGUUGGUCGUGUUCAGAUGAACUUCCUCCACCUGCUGAGCUCAGAGGCCGUGCAGCACAUCAUCAUCCACUGCCUGGAUGUCUCUAUUUGGAGGUCAGCUGAGGAUCAGCCUGUUGAACAGGGGUCUGUGAAAUUCAAGGCCUGGAGUGGGGAGGUGUUUGAGGUGGGAGGAGAGUUGGAGCCAGAAGUCUUGGAGGAUUCCUGCUGGAUAAAAGAUGGGCGCUGGCACCAGACCCAUUUUGUGUUCCACUCCCUAGACCCCACACUCCUCCCUGUGGUUGACAUUUACAACCUGCCAAAAGCUAGUCCCGGCUCUCAUUACCACCUGGAAGUGAGCCCUGUUUGCUUCCUGUGAGACUGUGUCUUCAGAGCCAAACCGUGGCCAAACACUGUCCAAGCAAGAAGAUGCCACCAACCCCCAAACAGAUCCUGCUUCGCUCUGCCAAACUCCCUGGACUGCAAACACAGAGGGAGGAAGCACAGGGACCUCGGGCUGGAGCCGGGGGCAAAGAAGGGCUGAGAAAGAACAGGGCAGUUCUCGCACUACAACCUUCUUCAGGCUCUUCGAAAAGGAUCUUCUCAUAUACGCUUACUUGGAGAAAAUAAAGGCGCUAUGCCACAAAAUCUCUCCAGAACAUUUCUAAGUGAAGGGAGACAAAGGCCAAGUUAAUCAGUGGACAUUAUAGUAACUUAUUUUUGUAUACAGUCUGUAUACUGAGCGUACUUUUGGGGGAGAAAUACCAGAAAUUUAUUUCUGCAAGAAGAAAAGAAUUAAAGUAAUCCGGAUUAGUUCAAUGUACAUAUUUAUAUAUAUAUGCUUAUAAUUAACUUUUAUACCUGUAUAUCUUAUGUAAAUUAAUAAUAAUAGUAAUAAUAAUAAUAAUAAUAAUAUUCUUUAAGUGCAAUAGAAAACAAGAAGAUAAUUUGGUGUUUUAAAUCUAUAUGGAAGGAUUUGUCAGGGGUGCCUUUUUUUUUUUUUUUGCCUUUGGUGCUCAUCUUCUCGUGAUCCGGCAUAGGUGAAUCAAUCCAGAGGGAGAGUUGUUUGCUUAAAUUGAGCAGAAGUCACAUUUAUAUUUGUUUUACUCCAUUGGGAGAUUUCCCUGAUGUGGGAAACAGCCAGUGGCACACAGUUAGCCCUCAGUAAAUUACAUCCAAAGCCACAAGCCAAUACCUAUCCACAGGGGGUAUAUUAAAUACUUACUAGACCAGAUGCCACUGAUGAUUAGGGAGAAUUUAGAUGGAGAUUAGGGGUCAGGUUUAGGGAGACUACGGAGCUCAGGUUCUCAGUAGUGUUUCUCUAACUGUGGAGUGUCCUUGCUUCUUUAUUUAUCAUUUACAGUAAAAGGUAGGUGUUCUUUUUAAAUCAGCAUCAGUCAUAAACCUCUCCUACCCCACCUAUACAGCGAUCUUUAGAGGGGAACUGAGCCACAUGAGAGAGUAGUGUGAAUACAGGAAUCCAAAUCAACCUCCAUUUCUAAGCCUGUCGUCGCUCUACUGCCUGGUGCUAGGUAAACUGUUUAAGGUGCUAGCCAUAGUGCUGUAUUUACACCACUGUGCAAAAAUAUCCCAAUGUUUAUAGUGUUUGCAUGCUUAAACAAAUCAAAAAAUAUUGCCAUAGCUGUAUAAUGCACUAUAAUAGCGAUAUCCCAUCUAACACUACAGAAUUCCCAUAAAGUCAGUCAUCUGUCAUUUAUGUAAAUGUGUUCAGUGCUGCAAUUGUAGGUGUAUUAGAGAGCUUAUUACUGGAAAAAAAAACAAAAAACAUUUCUGCUUUUGCAUGCCCGCAUAAAUCUCAGCAUUUGAAGUAUUUUUUAAGGCUAAAAUUGUUUUCUCUGUACAAAGCCCCUUCUCUCCCACAGGUGUAUGUAUUAAGUGUAGAGACACACCAGUGGAGAUAGUUUUUACUAAAUGAUAAUAAUAUUAAUUAAAAAAAACAUUUCUUUGAUGUAGCUGGACACAAAUGUGUAUAAUUGUGUAAACCUCGCUGUAUACAAUGGAUCCCCUCUUGCUAAUUUAAUGUUAUUUAAUGUUGUUAAUGUGGUUGCUGACUGAAGCAAGUUUCUGUUGGUUGAAGCAAUACUACUCUUUCUGACAACUUUCGAAAAAUCAGUUAUCCCAACUGGUCUUGGAGUUUAUAGAUUUGUUUUAUGUGUAAAUUUGGGACUCCAGAGAACAAAUUUAUUGCAAUGUUAAUUCUUUUAUUUUUGUAACUUUUUUUUCCGUUAUGUUCCUCUAUGAUAAUCAAACAUGUACUGUACCAGGAUUGUGCUAUUCUAUCACUUGUGUUUUUAAAGAA